This is a messenger RNA of Trichophyton verrucosum HKI 0517, 204 nucleotides long. RefSeq lists its product as uncharacterized. The transcript has 2 exons. Lineage: Eukaryota; Fungi; Ascomycota; Eurotiomycetes; Onygenales; Arthrodermataceae. The record is from RefSeq and is a predicted model, not a curated record. Bases 1 to 204 code for a protein of 67 amino acids.
AUGUCAACAAAGGAGCGUGUAUUCACAGGUCUUUUUAUCUUCCAGCGAGUCGAGCAAGACCACUGUUCCAGACGUAUUUCAGCUCGGCAGCAGAGAAGACGACAAGCAGCGCUGCCAGGCAAACAGAGAGAGAGAGACAGAGAGAGAGACGACGAAACGAAGAAGCAGAAAGCAGCAGAAGAGGACAGGCAGAAGAGAAAGUGA